CAGGCGCAUAGUAAACUUUUGUUUUAUUGUGUGGGGGAAAAAUUCUCCUAUUAGAUCAGCAGAUAUCCAGAAAUACCCUGGUUCUGCAAACCGCUCCCACCUCAGCACUUGCUGACCAAUGGGAAGGGGAAGCAGGGUGUGUGCACAUGCCAUAUAAGAGAGAUGAUGCCCAGGUGGUGGAGCAUUGAACAGGUGAGCACUCCAAUUCUCAUGUCGCCACUCUUCACUGCCUAAGGAUACUACUUCACGGCACCAGACACAGGACCUGACAAAGUUUGUCCUUAAAGCAUGCUGACGGAGUUAGAGACGAGGGCUUACGUGCCCGAAGUGAAGCUGGGUGGAUGUCGGGGUUCCUGGAGUGGGGUGGCACCGUCGUCCUGCGCUGAGGUUGACCUCGAGGUCAUCGAGGAGUACCUGCAGGAGCAUUCGCUCGAGGUCCAACCCGCUCACACACCUUCAACGUCCAUGGCUGCCAACAUGGGUCACCAGACGCACGUUCACUCCCACCGGGACGCCAGGAUCAUAGAGAACAGCUGGUCGGGUCAGCAUCCGUAUGAGUGGCGCUACGGCUGCCACACUCCAAACGAGGAGUACAAGGAGCCAACCCCACAUCCAGCCUGGCAGAGUCCGCAAGACCAGUGGGAACACAUAACCUACUACGAGCCUACGAGUAUAUAUAUUGAUUCAGACUCGCAGUCAAGCAGUUCCCAGUACCAGGAUUACCAAGAUUCACCAUCACCACCCUCCGACAGAGGGGAGAGGAAGGACAGAAGCCUGCCUCUGGCACCGCUAUCAGGAAAGAGGAAGGAGCGCCUGUUCCAGUUCCUGUUUGAGAUGCUUCAGACUCCAUCAAUGAGGAGCUGCAUCUGGUGGGUCCAGUCCUCCUCUGGAACCUUUCAGUUCUCCUCCCAGAACAAGGAGAGCCUGGCGCAGCUGUGGGGUCGCCGAAAGGGGAACCGCAAGACCAUGACCUACCAGAAGAUGGCACGGGCACUAAGGAACUACUCACGGACUGGAGAGAUCCACAAGGUGAAGAGGAAGCUCACGUACCGCUUCGAUGAGAAGACGCUGAAAGGCUUACAAGGAGACGGCAAAUUAGAGUAGCUAGUGUGUCAAAGAGCUCAUAUCAGAAAAUCAUUGGACUCACAUGACAUAUUUUGUGCAGAUUCUAACUAUAAGGUAUUUUGAAUGACAAAUAAAUACUAAGUAUUUGAAGGGCCAGAGCAUUAACUACUGACAGUCGGGGCUUUGUAUUGGUACAGCAGUGGUGUGUCAGAAGACUAAACAAGAAAUGAUGAAAGUGAUACAUGCAAAUUUCAGGCUGUGAAUGAGAGGUCAGCUGGCAAAACACCAAGUAAAUCUAAAAGAUUAUGACAUAUUCUCUACUUUAUAAGUAGAAUUUAAAUCCGUCUAUUAAUAAAAGUUGUUUUUCCUCUGUUUUGUGAUUCUGUGUUGCAGGUAUUCAUGAAAAUGUGUGCAUAAACGUACUCUGUUUGUGUCAAAAUAUCUUGUUCAAGAUAAAAUAAAUCGGAAAAAGAGCAGAAAAAAGUGAGUUUGUUUUUUUCUCUGUCUGCGUACACAAACAAAGAUGCCUUGUGAAGAGCGGCUCGUCGAGAUAAACAUUAAUGUGCUUGAAGCAAGCCCACAUACACAGACUUACUGUACCAGGGCAGACACAGGCAUGUGACCGUAGCCAAAAUUCUAUGCAAAGCAAGCAUGCAUUAAAAACCGCCGCAGCAAACAGCCCUGCUAAUCAGUAACAUCCAAAAUACACCCUCACAACAAUAAAGGCAGACAUGCAAACACACGCGCACACACUCGCGCGCACACACACACACACACAUGCAAACUGAGCUAGGUGUACAGGGAAAGAAUUACUGUCAUAAAGUUUCCAAUAGCAAACUAACUCAGUUUCUUCAUAGAGAUUUUCAACCAUUUUCAUGUUUCUUUUAAGAAUAAGUGUUGUGACUUUUCUUCUGGUGUUACAUCCAUGAAUUUGCAAACCAAAGCUGUUUUCUGAUCUCACAUUGAUCACUGAUACAAUUUUUUUUUUGGCCACAUAUAUGGACCAUCUUCCUGCUGAUAGACCAAAUGAUGAUGGCAGCUUUUUCUGGGUCCUUGUGGGUAUUUCUAACAGUUGAUGUUGCCACACACUUUAACAUAGAAUAAUGUGUUAUUCCACAUAUUUAUCCUUUGAAGUGUUUGCUGCUGACAACUUUUAUUUAAGUCUCAUGUGACCCAAAGCACAUGAUUCCCGUUGAAGUCCCAGUAGUGUUUUGCACGCUCCGCAUGUUUAUACUUGAGAUGGUAAGACAGAAAAUAUUUAGAUGGCCUCUAAUGGUUUCCAAGUCAUUUAUGUGAUUUUUGGACAUCCUUCUGACUACAAGGUGUUAAAAAUAGAUUGAAUAUGAGUCACAUCAAAAUUAAACCCAAGGGAAUUCA
Molecule: messenger RNA, 2442 nt
Organism: Poecilia reticulata (guppy)
Lineage: Eukaryota; Metazoa; Chordata; Actinopteri; Cyprinodontiformes; Poeciliidae
Biological process (GO): regulation of transcription by RNA polymerase II; cell differentiation
Cellular component (GO): nucleus
Molecular function (GO): sequence-specific DNA binding; DNA-binding transcription factor activity, RNA polymerase II-specific
Source: RefSeq, a predicted model, not a curated record